CUGGGAAGGGGUUGCCGCUGCCCCUGUGGGCUGCAGAGCAGGAGACCAAGGAAGGGAUGGAGGAGGGUGUCAUGUAUGCCGACCUGCGCUUUCCUGCCACACCAGCUCCUCAGCAGCGAGUACGCCUGCCCUGGUGCUGGGCAGCCCUCAGUCUGGGUCUCCUCUCCCUGACGCUCCUGUUGGCACAAAUCAUCCUGGUCAGCCUGAGUUUCCACUAUUUAGUGCAACAACAGACGAGCAGUGCACAUGGUCUCUGGAGUACAGAGGAGAGCCCCAGCUACGGGAAAGAGACACUGGAAGGGCAAUGCCAGUUUUGCCCACUUGGCUGGCUCUGGGAUGCAGGGCAGUGCUACUACUUCUCCUCUGCCAAAAAGAGCUGGGAGCAGAGCAGAGAGGAUUGCUGCUCCAGAGGGGCACAGCUGGUCACCAUCCAAGCCAACACCACUCUGGCUUUCCUGGUGCGCACAGCUAACACGGAUGCCUUUCAUGUGGGGCUGAAGAAGGAUGGCUUCAGGUCUGACUGGAAGUGGCUAGAUGGCACAACACCAGAAGGGAUCUUCCCAACCCAGCGCUACACCAGGUCUUUCCAGGCCUGUGGCAGGGUGUCAGGCUUGGGACUUUUAGGUGGCGCCUGCACAGAAGCCCUCAGAUGGAUCUGCAAGCAGAGUGCAGCGUCUCUACAGUGGCUCCAGUCCUCACCUCCUGCCUUCCUCUGGGGGAACACCACCUACAGCUGUGUGAGGCCCUGAUGGCUGUGGUGACCCCCAGCCUGUGCCACCACCCUUGUUCCCUGCCUGACCCCAGUCCAUCGGCAUUCUCAGGCUCUUCUGCCUCCUGGCCCAGACCUCUUUACCCUCCAAAACUCUGUACUUUGCCAAUAAAUUCUCCCAACAAUUGCA
Molecule: messenger RNA, 899 nt
Organism: Cyanistes caeruleus (blue tit)
Lineage: Eukaryota; Metazoa; Chordata; Aves; Passeriformes; Paridae
Product: killer cell lectin-like receptor subfamily G member 1
Biological process (GO): regulation of natural killer cell mediated cytotoxicity
Cellular component (GO): plasma membrane; cell surface
Molecular function (GO): signaling receptor activity
Source: RefSeq, a predicted model, not a curated record